UCGCAGGCGGAUGACGUGUAUUUAUGGCUCGCCUGCUUUCUAGGAGCUCGCAGUCACUACUUGCAUCGGACAACCGUGUUGAGAUUACUUUGACGCCUCAAGAACAAGGAAAACAGCAGAAGUUUCGAAAGACAGAUACAGAUGCCUUGACUGUACAGAGAGUUGUCUAAUGGUCUCCUGGCUGUCCGUGUGAGAAGAGGAUCUUAGAAGAGAAGAGCAGACACUUGCCGGUAGAGAAGAGUUUGACACAGAGAAUGGCCUCCGCGGGCAAUGACGGCGCGGAUGAAAGAGUAGUGCCUAUUAAACAAGAGGACUCCCAAUGGGGCACACCAGGGGACUUGUCUGUGAAGCUGGAGGACUGCGAAGAAAGCAUUUCAGUUUUCAAAGAAGAGGAGUGCAAGGAGGAGACUGCUGACGUUAAAGCCGAAGACUCGGAAGAUGUCUCGGUUAGUCUUGAACUGCAAAACCUGGAAACUGGAGAGCGUUUCAAACGAGAGACUUCUGCAGAAUCUCAUUCCAGUUUACAGCAUUGGGUCACCAAAGCAGGGCAACUGGCUACCUGGCCGAAUUCUGCAGAACUGAAAUCCGAGUUUUCUGAGUUUGAAGAGAGAAUCGGUGAAGGAAACCGGAAAGUUGAGGAGCAGCUGCCAUUUAGGAGUGGUGGAAUAAUAACAUUUCAGAAGAAUUCCAGCAUCUCUACUUCAUUAGCUGAGUCCUCUCUUGAGUGCAGAUUUCAACACAAACAAGACAAGCAGAAGAUGAAGAUGGCAACAAGAGGAUCAGAAAAUUUGACCCCUGCACCUUUCCAGUGUGGUUCCCUUCCUGCUGCCAAAUGCGCACAGAUGGAAGCUAUUAACACUGAGCAACAACAAGUUUUUAGUACAGACCAAGAAGCAUUACACACCAGCGAGGAGUGUGGGAAAACUUUUAAAAAUGAAUCAGACUGUAAAGAUGUGUCCAUUCAUUCAACUAAGAAAUCGUAUGUCUGUCCUGAAUGUGGUAAACUAUUUCUGCAACGAAGCAGUCUAAACAGACAUAAAAGAAAUCACUCUGGAGGGAAAAAACCCUGUUGUAUGGAGUGUGGCAAACGAUUCUCUAGUAACAGUGCUCUUCAGCAGCACGCACGCGUUCAUACUGGAGAGAAGCCGUACUGCUGUGCUGAAUGUGGUAAAAGAUUUUCUUAUAAAAGCAAUCUUCAAAGUCAUUCAAAAAUUCACAGUGGACUCAAACCUUAUUGCUGUACUGAAUGUGGUAAGGGGUUCUCAAUAUUAAGUGGUUUUCGUAACCACUUAAGAAUUCACAGCGGAGAGAAGCCUUAUUGUUGCAGUGAAUGUGGAAAACGGUUCAUACUGAAAAGCGGCCUACGCAGUCACAUCAGAAUUCACACUGGAGAGAAACCUCAUUGUUGUUCGGAAUGUGGCAAACGAUUCCUUGAUGGUAGCUCUCUUCAGAAGCACACACGAAUUCACACUGGAGAAAAGCCGUAUGUGUGUUCGGAAUGUGGUAAAGGAUUCACGGAUAAUAGCUCUCUUCGGAGUCACAUGCAAAUUCAUACUGGGGAGAAGCCACACUGGUGUUCUGAAUGUGGUAAACGAUUCUCUAAACCUAACUCUCUUCGGCAGCACAUACAAAUACAUACUGGAGAGAAGCCAUAUUUCUGUCCUGAAUGUGGUAAGCGAUUUUCACAAAGAAGAGGCCUUAAGUACCACUUAAGCAAUCAUGCUAAAGAGAAGAGAAUCAAAGCUAAGCCAGCAGUGCGAAAACAGCAACGGAUACUGUGCCGGGGCACGGAGGAUGACAAGUCUUAUCAAAAGAAACUUCCGGGAUUUCUGGUCUCCCUGCCAAUUACUAUCACUCUGUGCAAACUGCAAGAAGAGGCAGCACAAGGGACAGUUCAGGUACUGCAGCAAGGUCUUGCUGCAAACUUACAGGAGUACCCCCCAGGCAAGGACUGUCUACGUGAGAAGAGAUUCUUAGAAGAGAAGAAGAGCAGACAUUUUAGGAGAGAGAGAGAGAAGAGUUUUCCACGGAGCAUGGCCUCGGCCAAUGAGAAUAGCACGAAUACACUAUUGGCACACAUUAAACAGGAGGAUUGUGAAUGGGGUGCAGCAGGGGACUUGUGUGGGAAGGUGGAAGAUAAUGAAGGAAGCGUUUCAGGUUUUACACAACGGGAGUGCAAGGGGGAGAUUAUUGACAUUAAAACUGAGGACCCUGAACACGUGUCUGGUGGUCUUGAACGGCAAAACCAAGACACUGGGCAUUUUUUGAAGCAAGCUCUUUGUGGAGAGUCUCAUAGCGGUUUACAGCCCCAUUUCACUAAUAAGGGACAACCGGCUGUCCAGCAGAAUUGUAUGGAAGUGAAAUCUGAGUCAUCAGUGUUUGAAGUGAAAAUGACCGAAGGGAAGGAGAGAGAAGAAGAGGAAGAGGAGCAGCCGUCAUCUGGAAUUGUGCGAAUGAGUUUACAAGAGAACGGCAGCUGCUCCCAGUCGCCAUUUGCUAAGCCGUCUCACGAGUGCAGACUGCAACACAAACUAGACGAGGAGAUGAUGAAGAAGUCAACAAGAGGAUCAGAGAACCUGAUAGCAGCCUCCUUCCAGUGCAGUUCUCUUCCUGUGAGGGAAGUCCUCAACAUUGACCACCGACAAGUGCGUACCACAGAUCAGGAGGCUUUGUGUGCUGAACGAGACUGUGGACAAACUUAUAAGAACAAGUCUGAUCUCAAUACAGUUCAUACAAGACCAAAGCCAUAUUGUUGUUCCGAAUGUGGCAAAAGAUUCCUCCAUAAGAGCAGUUUGCCAGCACACACAAGAAUUCAUACUGGAGAAAAAACACAUUGCUGUUCUGAGUGUGGCAAGCAAUUUUCUGGCAGUUACAAGCUCGAAAGACAUAGAAGAAUCCAUACUGGAGAAAAGCACUAUGGCUGUGCUGAAUGUGGCAAACAAUUCUCCAGCAAAGUUAAUCUUCAGAACCACACAAGAAUUCAUACUGGAGAAAAGCCAUACUGCUGUAAUGAAUGUGGAAAGAGGUUCACGGAGAGUAGCCAUCUUCAGAGGCACAAAAAAAUCCAUGCAGGAGAGAAGCCAUAUGGCUGUUCUGAAUGUGGAAAACAGUUCACUAUCAAUAGCAAUCUUCAAAGUCAUAAAAGAAUUCAUACUGGAGAGAAGCCCUAUUGCUGUUCUGAAUGUGGCAAACAGUUUACCAGCGGGAGCAAUCUUUGGCAGCACAAACGAAUUCAUACCGGAGAGAAACCCUAUUGCUGUUCUGAGUGUGGCAAACGAUUUCUCCAUAAUUUCAGCCUUCAGGCGCAUGUAAGGAUUCAUACUGGAGAAAAGCCAUAUUGCUGUAAUGAGUGUGGAAAACGAUUCACGGAGAGUAGCCAUCUUCAGAGACACAGAAAGAUUCACACGGGGGAGAAGCCGUAUGGCUGUUCUGAAUGUGGGAAACAGUUCACUAUCAAUAGCAAUCUUCAGAGUCACAGAAGAGUUCAUACUGGAGAAAAGCCCAUCUUGACAUCCUACCAAUUGCAAUAACUUCUUAAGAACUGCAAAAUGAAGCCUUAUUAGGAACAAUGCAGGUGUUGCAUCGAGUCCUUGCUGCAAACUUAAGAGAAUAAUAAAUAAUGCAGUACAAUUCAACUCUCCUUACUAAAAAGUGAGGUUCACUCCUGUGAUGACAGUAGCACACCCAGACGAUUUAGAGACAUUAAAUCUGAGAAAGGCCACAUUGCUGUUCUGAAUGUGGCAAAUGAUUCCUCCAAUGGCAGGUCUUCAGGCACACGUAAGAAUUCAUACUGAAGAAAUACAGAUUACAUGUACAGGGCUACGGUCAUUGGACUACCCAACAGACCACCGCAUACAGCGCUUACUUCAGUAUGAAGCAGUCAAGCCUAAAACAACAUCGAUUAUUACGGUCGGCCAAACAUUCAGAAGCAGCAAAGGCCAGACUGACAAGCCACCACCGUGUACGGAGACCACAGUAUUGCAUCUGGCACCACAUCAAAAACAAGAAUACGCCAGGACUGACCAACAGAAGAGCACAGAUAUAGCAGAAAAUGUGCAGACCACCUGCUCCAGACCCAUGCAGACCAAGAUUUAACCCAUGGAUGGCUCACAAGGAAUGAGUUGAAA
Erpetoichthys calabaricus (reedfish) is the source of this 4127-nucleotide messenger RNA. RefSeq names its product zinc finger protein 585A-like. Lineage: Eukaryota; Metazoa; Chordata; Cladistia; Polypteriformes; Polypteridae. Bases 255 to 3530 code for a protein of 1091 amino acids. The record is from RefSeq and is a predicted model, not a curated record. The transcript is spliced from 5 exons.